Molecule: messenger RNA, 898 nt
Organism: Sinocyclocheilus anshuiensis
Lineage: Eukaryota; Metazoa; Chordata; Actinopteri; Cypriniformes; Cyprinidae
Product: protein argonaute-2-like
Exons: 3
Coding region: 1-861 (286 amino acids)
Source: RefSeq, a predicted model, not a curated record
AUGCAGAGUGGCCAAAAACCAGGACUGACCCGAUACCAGCCUGUCUCUCAGCCCAGUGGCCUGCAGUCAGCACAAACCAGCUUCCAGUCUGUGCCCCCAACUAGUGGCCUGCAGUCAGCACAAGCCAGCUAUCAGUCUAUUGGCCAAAAACCAGGACUGACCCGAUACCAGCCUGUCUCUCAGCCCAGUGGCCUGCAGUCAGCACAAACCAGCUUCCAGUCUGUGCCCCUACCUAGUGGCCUGCAGUCAGCACAAACCAGCUACCAAUCGGAGUCCCAACCCAGUGGCCCACAGUCAGUACAAACCAGGUACCCGUCUUUACCCCAACCUAGUGCUCUGCAGUCAGCAAAAACCAGCUACCAAUCAGCACAAGCUCACUACCAGUUUGUGCCCCGGCCUGAUGGCCAAAAACCAGGACCAAUCCAAUACCAGCCUGUCUCUCAGCCCAGUGGCUUGCAGUCUGCACAAGCCAGCUACCAGUCUAUGCAACAUCCUAGUGGCCAAAAACCAGGACUGACCCGAUACCAGUCUGUCUCGCGACCCAGUGGCCUGCAGUCAUCACAAACCAACUACCAGUCAGCACAAGCUCACUACCAGUCUGUGUCCCAGCCCAGUGGACAGUCUGUGUCUCUUCAACCUGGAUUCCAGCUCCCUUCUAUGCCAGAGCAGUCAAGUUAUGUGUCUCUUUCCAGUUUUGGUUCCCAACCCCUAGAGCAACCCAGUAAUGUACAACUUGCUUCAAGCUAUGAGUCUGUGUUGCAGCCUGACCUUCAGGAUACAGCACCACUGUGCUCCCAGACUACUCAAAACGAGCGCUUCUCACCUGGCACGUUGAGGCUGUUGCAGCAAGUGAAGUCAUAGGAGUCAUGAAUUUGUGUGUUUUUUUUUUGUUUUUUUU